CCAACAUUUCGUUCGCAUCGCGCAUCGUCGCAUACACCACCACACCACAUACACCCCUACAAUUUCCCUCCUCUCUUUUCAAUAUACCCCAUCUUCUCACAUCAAUCACAAUGACAACCUCCACCUCCAACCCCACCACUACCACAACAACAACAACAACAUCAACCUCAACACCAACAAAACGCAAAUCCUCCACCUCCGAAUCAACCCCCAAAACCAUCCACUUCGCCGCGCGCACACCCACAUGGACAUACCUCAAACUCAUCAGCAUCAACCACGACAUCACCUCCACAACUCCUACCCUCGACCCCCUCACAGCCCGAACUUACCUCUCCGCCGCCCUAAGCCAAUUCCUCGGCCUAACCGGCACCGCCAUCCCCAUCGACAUCCUCAAGGUCUCCACGGAACACAGAACCCCGACCGUUUGGACGCGAGUCCCCCGCGACGACGCCUCAGCCGUCGUUGCAGCGCUAAGUUCCUGGAUCGGAGGGAGUACAAAUACCGGGGGUGGUAGUGAUACGUCGGCAGGGAAUGUGGCUUGGCGGGUCUGCGCGAAGGGGAAUUAUCUAGGGGCGCUGGUGCAGGGGUCAGGAUCAGAGUUGUUUGUGCCAUAGGGAAGGUGGGGAGAUAUAACUGGUUGGUGAUCGAGGUGAGAGGCUCUCUCGACGAUACACAUGGUCUACUUACAAGCGUGAUGACCACGGGCUGUCAUUGGAUUGACUGUCAUGAAGGGCCAGAUAUCGCCAGAACCUGACGUGCGCUCAUAUCACCAAACAUGAAAUGACAGGUCAAAAACGCGAAGGAUUGAUUACUCCGCAUUCGGACAUCGAUAAUGGAUCUCUAUGUCUACUGGGAGUCCAGAUGGGAAUGGGGACCUCAAUCCGUCCUUGCGAAUGGGAGCAUGGAUCGAUCCCUGAUGGGAUUUUAGCUGAUAUACCCAUUUUCAGUGCAAAAGUCUAGGUCAUAUAUUGUAUCCAGCAUGGUAUUCUGAGUAUUUCAACUACUUAUAUACACAAAGUCAGCACACCAGAAAUGUCAGCUGAGUUGUGAU
This is a messenger RNA of Aspergillus sclerotioniger CBS 115572, 1051 nucleotides long. RefSeq lists its product as uncharacterized. The transcript is spliced from 2 exons. Gene Ontology annotation, cellular component: nucleolar ribonuclease P complex; ribonuclease MRP complex. The record is from RefSeq and is a predicted model, not a curated record. Lineage: Eukaryota; Fungi; Ascomycota; Eurotiomycetes; Eurotiales; Aspergillaceae. Gene Ontology annotation, molecular function: ribonuclease MRP activity. The coding region runs from base 111 to 614 and encodes 167 amino acids. Gene Ontology annotation, biological process: nuclear-transcribed mRNA catabolic process, RNase MRP-dependent; intronic box C/D snoRNA processing; tRNA processing.